AUGAGUGAUGAAGAGGAUGUUUCUACCGCCAGUGAGGAAGAUGCCGACUUUUCUGCAAGUGAAGACGAAUGGCUACCAACAAAAGAUACCAAGAAGAGUAAGGCCGGCAAAAAGUCCAAGGCCGAAAGUAGCUCCGAUGAGGAUGAGGAUGACGGUUCCUCGUCCCUGGAGGACAGCGACCUGGAAGAUUUUGAUAGCAAUCGGCCAAAGAACAAAGGAAAACAUUCAUCAUCCAGGAAAAGACCCGCGACCGGCAAGGCUACUCCAACCCAAAAGGGGCAAUUGUUGUCGGGCAACAAAAGAAAACGUUUGGCUCCAGGAUUGCGGGAUCGACUCUAUCAGCAGUAUAAAAAGGAUUUGCUUAAAGAAAUAGCUCCCACAAAGCCUCCCCUUAACAGUAGCGUUAGCGAUAUUUUGCAGAAGUGCCAGUACCAACGGAAAUCCUCGGGCGGUUCGCAAUCUGUGGGUGACGAUUCAGACAGUAGCGGCGACGACCAUUUGGUUGAUCCGGAAAAGUUGGAUCUAGGUGCAACGUUCUUUAAAAAGGAUGAAUCAAGCAAACCAUCGGGUAGCACAGCCGGACCGCCACAGUUCGACGUGAACGCCGGAAUGCGACUGUCGGAUAGCUCGGAAGGUGAGGAAAAUGUUGGCGAAGAAUCAUUGCCAGCCUCAAUCCAGAAGCGGGCUGCUGACAAAUUGAUCAGCCAUCUCAAUCAUCAAUCGAGUGAAUUCAUGAAUUUUACUAAUCUCGACCAGUUCACGGCAAAGGUGGAGGAGGCAAAGAAGUUGCUGAAAAGCUACCAGCAACGGGAAAACGUCGGUAAAGAGUCGUCCGGGGACAUCCAGCCAACCAGCGUACCGCAGGAGAACGUGUCCAGUUUGUUGGCAAUGGGUGAGAAGGAUGCGGAGAGAUUAGCAGAAGUAAACCAGCAAGUAUCCGGUCCGGAGUGUGCUGGCGAUAGCACGGACUCGGAAUGGGAAGAAGUACAAACCUGCGAUGAUAAAGCGGCGGAAAAGAAGGACGAUAUGAAUCCUCCCAAGGAUUCUACCGGUGGGUGGCAAGUGACGAUCGAGAUGGAAACAGCACAAAGCAAAAGAAAGCGUCGAGAAGAGAUGGAAAUGGAACUGUACAUAAAGAGAGAAAUUAAUCGAGUGAAGCGGAAACAACAGCUAAACUAUCACAAAAGCAGUGUGUUGGGUGCUAUCUGCAUUGGGCAACGUUUAAAUAGCAUCCUUGGCGGGAGUCAAUUGCGCUGCCUACUGAUGUCGUUAAUGCAGACCAAAUGUGCCGAGUCGAAAGUAAAAUGGGACGACAAGCAGAUGAAGAGUUUAGCCAAGUGGUUCAAGGAGCAGUUUGUGCUCGUUUCGAAUGAUUUUAUAGCGCCCCGGAAUGGGUGCCACUUAAGCUUUGUGCUUUCGUUGGCUGUAUACACGCGUCAAGUAUCCUGUCGCCAUGAUUACAUACUGCUCUUUUUGGCGUGUCUCCGCAUAGCUGGCGUACCGGCACGCCUCGUUCUAUGCGCCAACGUACCACCGAAAAGACCGGCGAUGAGUGACCUUUGUCCUAUGUCCGAGCGUCAGAUAAAGGAAAAGUUUGAGAAGCGCCUUUCGAGCGGGAACGCAGAUGCACCGCAAAAAGGUGUUCGCGAUGAAGCACCUGCCGGCACAGUACAAAAUCAAAGCAAGGUAUUGGACGAAGCUUACGUACCGAAACCAGACAUAACUCCGAUUUCAGCUGAAAGUGAAGGAAAAAAAGAAAAGUCUGCUGUAUCGAUAGCGGCCAAAGAAAAUCCUGCACCAGCGAGACGCUCCUUACGACACGACAGUACCGCACAACAACCCGGCAAAGAACUGGCAAAGAUGCCCACAACAAGAAGGAAGGCACUGUCCACACUAAACAUUCCACAGUUGGAUGGUGGUGACGAUCGAAUUGUGGCUAGCGAAAACAACCUUCCCGUGGCUCGUUCCUUACGUUCCAGAUCUGUAGCAAAAACUCUAACACCAUCACCCGGAUCGUCACCAUUCGCAAAGCGAAAAUCAAACACAAAAACCACGGUGGGAACUGCUGGUGGACCAAAAUCGCAAACUAAUCCAACACGCAAGAGGAAACUGUUUACUGCUCAGCCAGAAGUAGUAUCGGAACCGGCGGUGGUAACAACACGCACAUCAGCGAGAAAAGCCGGAAAGCAAGCACCGAUUCAGAAGGAGGAAAAAGAACCAACUGUUAAGCGAAGAACGAUGCGUCGCGAUCCACCGUCCGAUAACGAUGAUGAUGCGUUUGAGCUGAAGAACAAACCAAAGGGCAACAAAACCGUUAAGAAAGCCCCCGGUAAUAGCAUUCCAGUUGAACAGGAAGGCAAAAUCAAGAAAGUUCCAAGGAUUGUGUUGAGCGACAUUGAAAAAUCUCCCGAAGGCAAAGAACUUCUUGCAAGCCUGUCUCCUAAAGCGGAAGUAAUCGGUUCGGGUAAAAAGCCAAAAACGGCCGUAACGAAGCGACGUGCAGCAGCACAGAAGAAAAGCUACAACGUAACGUCGGAUCCAUCCGACGAUAGUGACUUCGAGGCGAGCAGAGCAUCUUCCAAGGAAGCCAAGAAAAGGUCCAUUUCUGCAACGGCCAAAACGACGAAGAAAUCUCCAUGCGCCAGUCGCCAAAAGUCCACCGGUCAGCAGGACAAUCUGCGAAAUACGGAUCUUUGGAUUGAAUUCUACAACAAUAAGUUGAAACGAUGGAUCACAUUCGAUCUCGCCACCGAACAGAUCGAUUGUUUGGAUUUGAUUAAGCGAAACGCAACAAGCCCAAUAUCUUACGUGUUUGCCUGGGACAAUGAAGGCCACCUGAAGGACGUAAGUGCUCGCUACGUCAAAAAUUGGAAUACGGCUUGUCGGAUGCUGCGGGUCGAACAGGCCUGGCUUGAUAACGCGCUGCGUCCGUUCGCGUACGAAAAGUCCGAAUCGGAUCUGCUGGAAGAAAAGGAACUAAACAAGCUGGACGGCGACAAACCACUGCCGACGACGAUCAACGAGCUGAAAAAUCAUCCACUGUACGCGUUGCGGCGCCAUCUGCUCAAAUUCCAAGCACUCUACCCAGCAGAACCACCGACGCUUGGGUUCGUCCGUGGCGAGGCAAUAUAUCCACGCGAGUGCGUUCAUACGCUGCAGACACGCGAGAAAUGGCACAAGCAGGGUCGAGUUGUGCGUGCAUUUGAAAAAGCGUACAAGGUGGUCAAAUGCUGGAGGUACGAUCGCCCGACCAAUACCUGGCUACCGAACCAACCGUGUGACAUCUUCGGGUUUUGGCAGACGGACGAAUACGAUCCACCAACGGCCGAAAAUGGACUGGUGCCCCGGAACGAGUACGGCAACGUGGAACUGUUCACCGAAAAGAUGCUUCCGAAGGGAACGGUCCAUCUGAAGCUGCCGGGAUUGAACAAAGUUUGCAAACGCCUUCGAAUUGAUUGUGCCCCCGCGGUGACUGGGUUCGAAAUGGCCAAGAUGCGCAUGAUACCGGUGUACGAUGGGUUUGUCGUGUGCAAGGAGUACGCGGAGCAAGCAGUCGAAGAAUGGUACAAGGACAUGGAAAAGGAAGAAAUCCGCGAGCAGGAAAAGCUGGAAAAACGCGUAUACGGUAAUUGGAAGCGAUUGAUUAAGGGAUUGUUGGUGCGACGGAAGCUUCAGCACAAGUACAAUUUCGAUAGUUUAGCGCUGUAA
Anopheles marshallii is the source of this 3708-nucleotide messenger RNA. RefSeq names its product DNA repair protein complementing XP-C cells homolog. The transcript has 4 exons. Bases 1 to 3708 code for a protein of 1235 amino acids. Gene Ontology annotation, biological process: nucleotide-excision repair; mismatch repair. Gene Ontology annotation, cellular component: nucleotide-excision repair factor 2 complex; cytoplasm; nucleus. The record is from RefSeq and is a predicted model, not a curated record. Gene Ontology annotation, molecular function: damaged DNA binding; single-stranded DNA binding. Lineage: Eukaryota; Metazoa; Arthropoda; Insecta; Diptera; Culicidae.